This is a messenger RNA of Cajanus cajan (pigeon pea), 1205 nucleotides long. Its product is annotated as ras-related protein RABA5e. Gene Ontology annotation, molecular function: GTPase activity; GTP binding. The record is from RefSeq and is a predicted model, not a curated record. Lineage: Eukaryota; Viridiplantae; Streptophyta; Magnoliopsida; Fabales; Fabaceae.
GUAUGCCAUUGCCAGGUUGUGUUGUGUGGUAUUGCUAUCUAUCAUCACAAUUCACACACACACACACACAGCGAAGCACGCCUCCACUCGAAAACUUUACUUUUCUUUUUUUCCCUCUCUCUUUCUCUCACGGUUAGGAACUGGAAUUGAAGUUGCGGCAAUGAGUUCGGAGGACGAGGGAGGAGAAGAGUACCUCUUCAAGAUCGUCAUAAUCGGAGACUCCGCGGUGGGGAAAUCGAACCUGCUCUCUCGCUACGCUCGGAACGAGUUCAAUAUGCACUCCAAGGCCACCAUAGGCGUCGAGUUCCAGACUCAGUGCUUGGAAAUCGAUUCCAAGGAAGUCAAGGCUCAGAUUUGGGACACCGCCGGCCAGGAACGCUUCCGCGCCGUCACCUCCGCCUACUACCGCGGCGCUGUCGGCGCUCUCAUUGUCUACGACAUCUCCCGCCGCACCACCUUCGACAGCGUCGGUCGCUGGCUCGACGAGCUUAAAACUCAUUGCGAUACGACUGUGGCGAUGAUGCUAGUGGGGAACAAAUGUGACUUGGAGGAUAUAAGGGCGGUGAGCAUUGACGAAGGGAAAAGCCUUGCGGAAGCGGAAGGUUUGUUUUUCAUGGAAACGUCUGCGUUGGACUCCACAAACGUGAAGACGGCGUUUGAGAUGGUGAUUCGAGAAAUUUACAACAACGUGAGCAGGAAGGUGCUCAACUCCGAAACAUACAAGGCAGAGUUAUCUGUCAACAGAGUCAGCCUCGUCAACAAUGGGGCCGCUACAACCAAGCAAAAUCAAAGCUAUUUUUCUUGCUGUUCGAGAUGACCUACCAUACCAGUCGCUUUGUCAGUUCAAUUUCGUUUUUGUUGCUUGAUUAAUUAAAUGGGUUGGGUUGCAUUGUUGCUAUGAUUUCAAAACUUGAUCACUUACAACUAUAAGACAUAUAUAGUAACCACAAUGUUGUCUUCAUUUUUAAGAAAAAGGGUAUAAUUGUAUAAUCGGGGUUCAAAGAGCUUGUAAUUGCAUUGCAGCAGCAAAUGAAAGCGGACAUCCAUUUAUGGCAAAAUGUCUACUGAAUAGCGAUUUAUUGCUUGCGUGAUUGUUAGUUAGUUUCCUAUUCGUUUUUUUUUUACUUUUUGAGUCGUCUUGUUCUGUAGUCUCUACUUUUCACAAUUUUCGCUCCCCAGGAAUCGUUCAAUUGUUUUCUUGUGCA